AUGACCGCCGCGGUCGCUCCCGGCCCGACCCGUUCUGGGAUUCCGUGCUCGGGGCGCACGACCCAGCCCGUGUCACCCCUACACGAAGCGCUGCCGAGCACUUGCGCAUCAACGAAACCGAGACGUGUCCGGGCCCUUCCUACGCGGAUAUUUUGCCGCUCCUCGUCCCUCCCGCUGCGCCCUUUCCCUGCCCGCAAGCAACUCCGAACGGGAAGGGACGCGCUUGGACCCGCCCAGCUCCCCGGGAACGCCGCACAGCCACCUUUGCCCGUCGCCCUCGGGACGGCGGGAGCCGGAGGAGGGGGCGGCAGCCCUGGCCGGGGAUUUGUUUUGUGUUUUUCUCUUCCCCCCUUACAGAAAGGCUCCUCGCUAGUUGCUCCAGUCCACAUUGUCAGUGAAGAGUCAGGUGACAAGACUAACUUGGGCUUUAUUCAUGCCUUUGUGGCUGCUAUUUCGGUCAUCAUCGUGUCGGAACUGGGGGACAAGACCUUCUUCAUCGCGGCCAUCAUGGCCAUGCGCUACAACCGCCUGACUGUACUGGCUGGUGCUAUGCUUGCCCUGGGACUGAUGACGUGUUUAUCAGUUUUGUUUGGCUAUGCCACCACGGUUAUUCCUCGUGUGUACACAUACUAUGUGUCAACAGCACUGUUUGCAAUCUUUGGCAUCCGAAUGCUUCGGGAAGGCUUGAAAAUGAGUCCAGAUGAGGGUCAGGAAGAGCUGGAGGAAGUUCAAGCAGAAAUUAAAAAAAAAGAUGAGGAACUUCAGAGAACUAAACUGUUAAAUGGACCAGGAGAUGUGGAAUCUGGGCCAGGCACCACUAUACCUCAGAAGAAGUGGCUACACUUUAUUUCGCCAAUCUUUGUUCAAGCUUUUACUUUAACAUUUUUAGCAGAAUGGGGCGAUCGUUCCCAGUUAACAACCAUAGUCUUGGCUGCCAGAGAGGACCCCUAUGGUGUGGCAGUAGGAGGAACAGUGGGACAUUGCCUAUGCACUGGUUUAGCAGUUAUUGGAGGGAGAAUGAUAGCACAAAAAAUUUCUGUUAGGACUGUGACAAUCAUAGGAGGCAUUGUCUUCUUAGCAUUUGCAUUUUCUGCACUAUUUAUAAGUCCAGACUCUGGUUUUUAAAAUUUUUCAUUGCUGUAAAGGAACAAGGAUUGGAAGCAUCAAGCAGCUAUCCUUGUGCAUUUUUGUAUAUAAUGUACAGAAUUCUAGUUAAACAAGUGCUGAAGAUGAGACACUGAACUUUUUAUAGCGGAUGAUUCAUGGGACUGAUGCAUUUAUGGAUGCAGUGGAGAUCUGCUUAUUGUCUGGUUUUUUUGUGCUGUGGUGCCUGCUCCCAUGGUGGGAUUUGAGUGGUUUUCUCACUUGCUGGACCUGGCUCAGCUGAGUUCAAGGAUCUACUCUCCAAAGUACUGAGAAUUCCUCUUCCUCCAACACACAGAACCACCUUUCCUGUUUUUUCAAGAGCUCAUUCUUCAGGACUCUUGAGGCAGACUGUGUUAAGGAGAAAACUGCUGGCUCCCACCUCCAAAGAUGGUGGUUCCAUGGUGCACCUGAGGCUGGAUAAUCUAAGCAACAAGGAACUGGGAGCAGUUCCUAUGCCAUCCAGUGGCUGAGCCAACCAACAGAGAAUGUCAUAAACUUAAUUUAGAGGGAAAACUUCUUAAUCAGGGAUUUUUAUCAGGAAAUUGAUGUGGGGUGAUUAACAACCUACUGUGUUCAAUAUGCAAUCUGGCUGGAGCUAGUAUUAUUUGAAUUUUUUUUAUUUUUUUUUUUUAUUAAAUAUUAAUGUAUGCAGAAAGUAAUGAAGUGGUCCAACUUAACCAUGUUCUGUUCCCAGGACUGAGCACUAAUGGAAUUCUUAGGUUUAGAUAUAUUCCUGAUUUUUCUUUUUAGGAAUAGAAAUGUAAUCUGGAAGAGUAUUAAUAAAACAUAGUGUCUCCAUU
Molecule: messenger RNA, 1946 nt
Organism: Cyanistes caeruleus (blue tit)
Lineage: Eukaryota; Metazoa; Chordata; Aves; Passeriformes; Paridae
Source: RefSeq, a predicted model, not a curated record